Messenger RNA from Cetraspora pellucida, 717 nucleotides. The record is from the annotation of a GenBank genome assembly. NCBI's taxonomy places the organism in Eukaryota, Fungi, Glomeromycota, Glomeromycetes, Diversisporales, Gigasporaceae.
AUGGAAAGUGAAAGUUCUUCACCAACUUGUACUAGGUGCAAGUGCAUUCGACUACUUGAAGAUUUUAUCGUUAAAAAUGAUAUUUUGGCUCAAAAGGAAAACCUUAUUAAUCUUUCUGAUGUUACGGAUUUUAUCUAUUAUGCUCUCUUGAAAUAUAAUAGCUUAAAUGAUAACCUUGAAGGACAAGCCCGUUUUCAACUUCAAUUUUAUAUCGACCUUGAUUCCAUUUAUGAAAAUAUUCCAACUGAUAUUGUACUAAAGGAAAAAAAUUCAUAUAUCACUGAUUUAAUAAUUAACAAAAUUAUUUUGUUAGUUUUAAAUGAAACAUCUCAAGAAAAUAUAAGCAAGUUAAAAUCAGGUUAUCAACUUGCUAAUAAAGAUGUUCGCAUAUAUAUAAAAAACCUUAUUACAAAGCAUUUUAAUCGACAUAUUUUGAUUCCAAAAGAAGAUGGUUCAUUUAUAAAUGAUCAGCAUAUAAUUUGGAUUGAAUAUGUUACUGAAAUGUAUCAAUAUUGUCUUGUAUCUGUGGACUAUAUGUUACAUUCCGAGAGAAGCUAUCUUGAGAUACUUGCUGAUCUGAAACAUUUGGGUUGCUCUCAUACUAAGAGCCAAGACUAUUCCACUGUUCUCCAAAACCAACAGGACCAGAUCCGAUUGCCUGAAAAGGAGCCUGAUGCCACACUGGUUGUACAAAUGGUUGAGGCUGAACCAACGUAG